Messenger RNA from Poecile atricapillus (Black-capped chickadee), 2301 nucleotides. RefSeq names its product keratin, type II cytoskeletal 3-like. The record is from RefSeq and is a predicted model, not a curated record. Gene Ontology annotation, molecular function: structural constituent of skin epidermis. Gene Ontology annotation, biological process: keratinization; intermediate filament organization. The coding region runs from base 84 to 1976 and encodes 630 amino acids. The transcript has 8 exons. Lineage: Eukaryota; Metazoa; Chordata; Aves; Passeriformes; Paridae. Gene Ontology annotation, cellular component: keratin filament.
CAUUAUUCUACCCACCUCCUCACCCACAAACCUGUCAAGUUCCUCAGCUUCUCCAUUCUUGGCUCUUUUGAGGAUAACCAGCCAUGUCUCGUCAGUCGGUCUGCAGGAGCUUUGGAGGGGGGAGCAGAAGGGGCUUUAGCUCCUGCUCUGCAAUCGGUGGUGGCUUUGGAGGCGGCAGCCGGAGCAGGAGCAGCUACAGCUCAUACUCUGUGUCCAGGGGCUUCGGAGGUGGAGGACGGUGUGGGGGCUUCGGCAGCCGGAGCCUCCACAACAUGGGAGGCAGUGCCAGGAUGUCCAUGGCUGGGUGCUAUGGUGGCGGAUAUGGCGGCAGGAUGGGUGGCUUUGGCGGGAGCUAUGGGGGUCUUGGUAGCUUUGGGGGCGGAAUGGGUGGAGGAGGAGGAGGAAUGUGUGGCUUUGGAGGAAUGGGUGGAGGUGGAAUGGGUGGUGGAGGAGGAAUGGGUGGCUUCAGUGGAGGAAUGGGUGGCUUUGGUAGUGGGAUGGGUGGUGGAGGAAUGGGUGGCUUUGGUGGCCCAGGCUUUGGCAUGGGUGGCCCUGGGAGAGGUGGCCCUGGGAUCCAGCCAGUGCAGAUUGACACAACUCUCCUGCGCCCGGUCCAUGUCGAGAUUGAUCCCCAGAUCCAACAAGUUAAAAACCAGGAGAAGGAGCAGAUCAAGACCCUGAACAACCAGUUUGCCUCCUUCAUCGACAAGGUCCGAUUCCUGGAGCAGCAGAACAAGGUGCUCUCCACCAAGUGGGAGCUGCUUCAGCAGCAAGGCCCAUCAGGGCCGAGGAAGAAUCUGGAUGUGAUCUUUGAGAAUUAUAUCCAGAACCUGCGGAGGCAGCUGGAAUCAAUUGUGGCACAGCGGGGCCAGCUGGAGUCGGAGCUGCAGAACAUGCAGCAGUACGUCGAGGAUUACAAAACCAAGUAUGAGGAAGAGAUCAACCGGCGCACGACAGCCGAGAAUGAGUUUGUGGUGCUGAAGAAGGAUGUGGAUAGUGCCUACAUGACCAAAGUUGAGCUGGAAGCCAAGGUGGGAGCUUUGACAGAUGAAAUCAACUUCCUCAGGUGCAUCUACGAGGAGGAGCUGUCUCAGAUGCAGACAAUCAGCCGGGACCUGUCUGUGGUGGUGUCCAUGGACAACAACCGGCACCUGGACCUGGACAGCAUCAUUGAGGAAGUCCGGCGCCAGUACGAGCAGAUCGCCCAGAGCAGCCGGGCUGAGGCCGAGGCCUGGUACCAGAGCCAGUACGAGCAGCUCCAGAGUACGGCUGGCCGGCAUGGGGACAACCUCCGCAACACCAAGAUUGAAAUCCAGGAGCUGACCAGGAACAUUCAGAGACUGCGGGCUGAGAUUGAGAAUGUGAAGAAGCAGGUAGGACAGCUGCAGGCAGCCAUUGCUGAGGCUGAGGAGAGGGGAGAGAUGGCCCUCAAAGAUGCCAGGUUAAAGCUGGAGGAGUUGGAGAGUGCCCUGCAGAAGGACAAGGAGGAGCUUGCUCGCCUCCUGAAGGAGUACCAGGAGCUGCUGAAUGUCAAGAUUGCGCUGGAUGUUGAGAUUGCCAUGUACAGGAAGCUGCUGGAGGGGGAGGAGAACAGACUGGGUAAUGGAAACAUAACCUGUGCUUCUCUUCCAGCUGUGGUGGGGAGGACGACUGUCUCUGGAGGCAGAGGAGGCAUGGGAGGAGGAUUCGGAGGCAGCGGCAUGGGAGGAGGAUUUGGAGGCGGCAGCUGUGGAAUGGGAGGAGGAUUUGGAGGCGGCAGCAGCAUGGGAGGAGGAAUGGGAGGAGGCGGCAUCUGCGGAGGAGGCAGCAGCUUUGGAGGAGGCAGCAUGGGUGGCAGCUGUGGGAUGGGGGGAGGAAUGUAUGUUGGGGGCUUCUCCUCUGGAAGCGGAAGGAUGUGCGGCUCUGGCGGGGCAUCCUCCUCCGUGCGGAGAUGCGUCACUACCACCUCGGUGAAAUCUUCGGGAGUGAGAUUCUGAGCCCCGAAGAUUGACAAGGAAAGAAGCACCUCCUCUCUCCUCCUGACAGCAGCCCAGCCUCCUGAAGCCCAGCUCUGUUGUCCUGCAAUGGGAUGAACUGUGUCCCUUCCACCCAGCUCAUCCCAGUUCCUGGUCCCUCCCGGGGGUUUGGUGGUGAUGCCAUGGGUGUCCUGGCACUGGGAGCUGCCUGGCAGGAGGGGCUGCUCUGCCUUCCUUGCUGUGUUGUACAUUUCUUUUGGCAAAUGUGUAUAAAACUCCUCUUCCCUCCUCUUCCCUCCUUUUCUGUGUCCCUGGGGUGCUUCUGUAUGUAUCCAUCCUGCCAUUC